CCGGCCCAAUAAUGUCCGGCCCAAUGUCAAACUCCCUCCUUCUACAUAAAACCCUACGGCCGGUAAGAAUUCAGAAUUCAGUAUUCGGCGAGAGCAAAGCUUUAGCUUCCUCAGCCAUUUUCAGUUUUCCUUCAGGACUGUGUGUCAUCCGAGGGGAAAAGAAAACGUAGUGAACGAUGACGAAGAAAGAGAGGAAGGUGAACACGUCGGGGAAGCCGAAGCACUCCCUGGACACCAAUCGGAGCAAUGGAGCCAGCAGCAGCACCAACUCGCGAAGUGCGGCCACCGUCCGCCGACUCAAGAUGUACAAAACAAGGCCGAAGCGUGACAGCAAGGGAAAAGUUCUGAAGCACGAUCUCCAAUCGCAAGAACUCCCCAACACUCGUAUUCAGCCGGACCGACGAUGGUUUGGGAACACGCGUGUUGUGGAUCAGAAAGAGCUAGAAUUUUUCAGGGAAGAGCUGCAGAGUCGUAUGUCAAGUAACUACAAUGUUAUUUUGAGAGGGAAGAAGUUGCCCUUUUCUCUUCUGAAUGACCACCAGAAGCAAGCUAGAGUUCAUCUUCUUGAUACCGAGCCUUUUGGCGAUGCAUUCGGACCUAAGAAGAAAAGGAAGCGCCCAAGACUUUUGGCUGGAGAUUACGAGUCUUUGGCCAAGAAAGCUGAUGAAUCUCAGGAUGCUUUCGAGGAGAAGUAUGGGAGUAGUGCUACUGCAGAAGGGGGAGACGAGGAUGGGUUUAGAGACCUUGUUCGCCACAAUAUGUUUGAGAAGGGCCAAAGUAAGCGUAUAUGGGGUGAGCUAUACAAGGUUAUAGACUCAUCUGAUGUUGUUGUACAAGUUUUGGAUGCAAGGGACCCCCAAGGUACAAGAUGUUAUCAUUUAGAAAGACACCUGAAAGAGCACUGUACACACAAACACAUGGUGUUUCUACUAAAUAAGUGUGAUUUAGUCCCCGCUUGGGCAACAAAAGGAUGGCUCAGGGUGUUAUCCAAAGAGUAUCCAACUCUAGCAUUCCAUGCAAGCAUCAAUAAGUCAUUUGGCAAGGGUUCUCUUCUGUCAGUACUGAGACAGUUUGCUCGGUUAAAAAGUGACAAGCAAGCAAUAUCAGUCGGAUUUGUUGGCUAUCCCAACGUUGGCAAGUCUUCUGUCAUCAACACACUUCGGACAAAGAAUGUCUGCAAAGUUGCUCCCAUACCAGGGGAGACUAAAGUGUGGCAGUACAUAACACUUACCAAGAGAAUUUUCUUGAUUGAUUGUCCUGGAGUUGUCUAUGAGAGCAAAGAUUCUGAAACAGAUAUUGUACUGAAGGGUGUGGUCCGUGUCACAAAUUUGGAAGAUGCUACAGAACACAUAGGAGAAGUUCUGAAACGUGUGAAAAAAGAACAUUUGAAACGUGCUUAUAAGAUAGAAGACUGGGUCGAUGACAAUGACUUUCUGGUUCAGCUGUGCAAAUCUACUGGCAAACUUUUGAAGGGAGGUGAGCCAGACUUGACGACUGCAGCAAAGAUGAUACUUCAUGACUGGCAAAGGGGUAAAAUUCCCUUCUUUGUCCCUCCACCAAAACAAGAAGAAGCUAGCAAGGCAUCAUCAGGGGAACCUACAGUCAAUGGUAUCGACGAGGAGGCUAUUGGAGACAAGAACAGGGCAUCUGCAGCUUUCAAAGCAAUUGCAAACGUCAUUUCGACCCAGCAACAGCGAAGUGUGCCAGUACAAAGGGAUCUGUUUAGCGAGAAUGAGUUGAAGGGUGACAAGCCUGAGCAGCAGUCAGGGGAGUCCAACGAUAUAGGUGAUGAUCAACCUGACACAGAAGCAGAAGAAGAUGACGAUCAACAAGACUCUGAAGCAGAAGAUGAUGACGAUCAACAAGACACUGAAGAAGAGUCGGAUGAUUGAGUUACCUUUUUUAUUCAAAACACCCAUGCUCCUUCUGCCUUGUUCUCUAUUUUUAUUCUCUGGAAAGUACAAACACCCUCGUGCUUUAAAGUUCUGUUCCCUUCAUGGCAGCAUCUUCUCUGUAUCGUUUCAAUUUUAUCUGAUGUCCACAAAUGGACUCAUGGCAGCAUCUUGAGUUGAGAGUUGUAAUGUAAGUUAAAAACAUGUACAAAAGCAGUGAGGGAUAUAUCAAACGAAUAAUUACUAUUCACUGCUCCUGUCUUGUCACCUUGUGAGGAAAAGAAGUCGACAUGAAUGCAGCAACAAUGGAUACGGAGAAGAGCUCAUCAAAUUUCCUCAUAGAUGAAAGUUCUGUAUUUGACAUAUUUCAAGAAUUUGGAUUCUGGAUCUAUUUUGAGAGAAAAGUGUCAUUUUCAUUCAGUCUCUGUUAAUAGGCCAUACCAUCCCCCUAAUCAUGG
Molecule: messenger RNA, 2350 nt
Organism: Linum tenue
Lineage: Eukaryota; Viridiplantae; Streptophyta; Magnoliopsida; Malpighiales; Linaceae
Source: the annotation of a GenBank genome assembly